Messenger RNA from Linum trigynum, 351 nucleotides. NCBI's taxonomy places the organism in Eukaryota, Viridiplantae, Streptophyta, Magnoliopsida, Malpighiales, Linaceae. The record is from the annotation of a GenBank genome assembly.
AUGUGGGAACGGUGGAGAGCGAAGGUGGGAGGAGGGGCGGAGAAAAUUUUGGGAGGAGCAAACCGAGGGUGGAGAAAGAGGAAAGCGAGAGGAGAUAAAGAGGAACAUGAGGAGAUUAAACCUUUGUUUGCUAGUCCACAAUCGAGAGGGGCAAAGACACAAACCUACAAUUGGCAGGGGGUAGCGUGUGGAGGAGAAACGCGGUGGCGUGCUGACCAGAAAAGCAUGGUCCUCUGUGAAGGAGGUAGGGUGAGUUCGGUGCUGAAGAAAGAGAGGACAGCAGGGCGACCCGCAUUCGCGGACUUUGCGGCAAGGCGGUAUGGGUUUCGCGUAAGGAAGAAGAGAGGUUGA